GGCCUCGUCCCCUCACUCUCCGCUGCGGAGCCACAAUGCCGCAGUACCAGACCUGGGAGGAGUUCAGUCGCGCGGCCGAGAAACUCUAUCUCGCCGACCCUAUGAAGGCCCGUGUGGUUCUCAAAUAUAGGCAUUCUGAUGGGAGUUUGUGUAUUAAAGUAACAGAUGAUUUAGUUUGUUUGGUGUAUAGAACAGACCAAGCCCAAGACGUAAAGAAGAUUGAGAAAUUCCACAGUCAACUAAUGCGACUUAUGGUAGCCAAGGAAUCCCGCAGUGUUGCCAUGGAAACGGACUGAAUGGUUUGAAAAGAAGAUCUGUCAUGUUCUUAGGAAGUAAAUCUCUUUUGAAUCUGAAAAAGUAUUGGGAAAGAAAAUACUUUAUGUAACUAAGUGAGCUCUUCAGAAAUGGGGAGAUGAUUUUUUGUACCUUUUUUUUAUGUUUACUUUAGAGAGCUAGGAAUGUAAAUGCUUUCAGGUAGGAAACUUUUAUUUAUUUUUGGAAACUGAACAAAUACAUCUAUGUUGGGAAACCUUUUGCAGGUUGAUGUGGGACAAAAUACGUUAAUUAUUCUCUGGUAAGUUUGUUUCAGUAAUUUGAAAAUGAGAUACCAGUGAAAGGCAGUUCUUCCUUUAUUAAAUUUUAGUUAAUUUAAUUAAAAGGCAGUUAAUUAAAAGGCAGUUCUUCCUUUAUUAAAUUUAGUUAAUCUGUCUUUGAAAGAAAAUUAAAUGUAACUAUUUUGCCAGAUUGAUAUAUUUCUUUUGGAGCAUGAAAUCUGUGCUGUUGAUAUCCUACAAACAAAAUAUGGUAACUGGAAUUAAUCUGUGCACAGCAGCAUACCAGACUCUGUAUGAUACAGUGUGUAGUCUCUGUUCUGUCUGAAAGUGAUCAUGGAGGGCACUUGGGUGGCUCAGUGGGUUAAAGCCUCUGCCUUCAGCUCCCGUCUUGAUCCCAGGGCCCUGGGAUCUGGCUGCAUCAGGCCUCUGCUCAGUGGGGAGCCUGCUUCCCUUCCUCUCUCUGCCUGCCUCUCUGCCUACUUGUGAUCUCUGUCAAAUAAAUAAAUAAAAUCUUUAAAAAAUAAUAAUAAUAAUAAUAAUCAUGGAAACAGAUAAUGCUUUCCUUACCUAACACUUUACAAAUUUGAACUGUGUUUUUGAAUAUAAGGGAUUUGCAAGCAGAGACUUGCUUUGAAUCUAGUUUUCAGUGCUUGGAAACAACUGCAGUUACUUUAAGUGCAUGAACAGAGUGAGCACUAGUGGACUGAAAGCACCGUAUACACAAGUGUUUGCCACAGAUUUCCCAUCUGCAUUUUCCUGGAAGGGCUAAAGAUUAUUCAAACUGUUAAAUCUUUGCAUGUGUCUGUGCCUGCCCCCACUCCCCCCACUCGUUUCUCUCUGUAUUUAACCAGGGUGUUAAGCCUGACUGUCACAGCUGUUAUGUUUUCCAUUAGGCCAGAAGGAUAUUAUUUGAUAUUUAUCAUAUUGUAACCUUAAUUUUACCACCUAAAUGUUCACAUGUUGCUUCCUACAUUACAGUAUUUUUUGGUUAGGAAUUUGUCAUGUUGAGCAGCAUUUUAAUGUGGAAAAUUUUAUUAGCCAUAUAAAUUUUUGCAUGUUUCAGAGAAUUAAGUAAAAUAUUAUAUGAAUAUAUUGUUUCUGUUGAAGUUUUUAAGUUCUCAAGAAUAUACUGUAUUCAUUUAGUCUAAAAUGAGCCUGAUGAUGCUGUAAGUAAAUUUUGUUUGUUGUUUUGUUUGUUGGUAAUUUUUGUUACAUGACUUUCUCUGAAGAGGUAUGUUGAUGGCAAGGUUGUUUUCAUCAUUAAGAGGAGUAACAUCAAAUAGUAAAGGGUAUUUGGGGUUUGGGGUUGUGUCCCCACCCCCCACCCCUGAAUCAGUGGGAUCACUGGAGGAUUUUUGGCCUUUUUCUUUUUCAUUUACGCCUUCUACUUAUUAACACUACUUUAUAAAAAUAACCUGGAAGGGUGAGACUGGGAUUGGGAUUCCUCGGGUCCUUACAAUUUAGAGCUUAUAGCAGAGGGCGCAAGGCAGAUAGCCUGUGUUACAGUAUUGGCUCUGCUACUUCCUGACUCUGUGGUCUUUGGAUACUUCUCUGAGCCUAUUUCCUUCUCUGGAAAUUGGGCUGACAACAGUACUUCUAGGACUUGAGAAUCAAAUGGUAGAGCCUAUCUAGGUCAAUAAAUAGUAGGUACUAGCAGUAGUAAUUAUAUUUUUUUCAGGGGAAAAGGUGUACCUGGCUCUUAAAGUUUAUUUCAUAAUUUUAAUUGAAGGAUUAUUUAGAAAUAACAUCUGCUUUUUCUGCUGAGAGCUGUAUCUUUUAUUAAAUGUCAUUUUUGGCAGUUGGGGAACAAAAUAGGACUGUCCCCAUAAAGAGUGUUCUUAUGUGGGAAAAAACUGAAAUCCUUAAAUCUAAAGCUUCUGUUUGUGUUUGCACAAAAUAAAACUAUUAAGAUAA
This is a messenger RNA of Mustela erminea (ermine), 2468 nucleotides long. RefSeq names its product signal recognition particle 9 (gene SRP9). Bases 36 to 296 code for a protein of 86 amino acids. Gene Ontology annotation, cellular component: signal recognition particle, endoplasmic reticulum targeting. The transcript is spliced from 3 exons. Gene Ontology annotation, molecular function: 7S RNA binding. Lineage: Eukaryota; Metazoa; Chordata; Mammalia; Carnivora; Mustelidae. Gene Ontology annotation, biological process: negative regulation of translational elongation; SRP-dependent cotranslational protein targeting to membrane. The record is from RefSeq and is a predicted model, not a curated record.